ACCUUAGCCAAUUCUUACAACUAUAUUUACGUAAUUGUAGAAUGGGCUUAGGCUCUCUCCUGAGUAAUUGCGACAGCCAUGUUGGAGUCGUGACGUCAGAAGCGAGGAAUAACACACUAAUUUAUGCUGCAAGCCAUUUGUAAAUAAAGACAAUUUGGAUAAAUCUAAAUGACGAGAUUGUUAUAAAAUACCUGUAAAAAUGGGCAGAAAUUGUCCUUUUCUUCCUUAAUAUCAAUAAAUAAUUGUAAAAGCCAGGUAAAGUGAGUCUAAUUUCGGGCAGAAACACACGGUUUAAACAGUUAUUGAAAUGAAAGAAAUAUAUGCUUUUACGUAUAAAAUUCCAAGAUAACUACAGUUUUUGUCCAUUUUUAGGACUUUCAUAAGUACGAGACACGUCACAUUUUCACAAUUAAGUAAAUAAUAAUGAAAUGAUAUGUAACACAAAUUUCGUCAAAACGUCAUUUUUCCACGCCUACAAGUUCAGCCAUUUAUCGUGGCGAGGCGCUGUAACACACACACAAGCACGAGUGCGCCAAGAGCACAUGUACAUGGACUCGUGCUUGAGUGUGUGUGUGGCUAUCGAUUUCGCUACAUUUCGCCAGACUGAUUUUGAAUCGCAUGCUGACUACUCUGGAGUCUUGAUACAUAUCAAAAAUUCGACCAAGUGAAGUACACCGCUCGAUGGACCCGGGAACUCGGGAUCGACUUCCGUCACUGGUCGCGCGACGGCAGCGCCGCUGGACUUACUCCCUCCACCGUAGCCUCGGACGUUCUGUCCGCCGUGCUCGGCUGUGAUCGGAGGAGCGACAGUAAACAGCUGGCGACGCUUUGCGUCAGUACGAUACGCAAAACGGGACUGUGCGGAGCAGGUCCGCCCGUCGUCCCCCCCCUUUUCCCUUCCAUCCAAUUAUAUCCUAGCGAGAUCCCUGACCGACACAUUUCUCGGCCGCUGUCCAAGCCGAAGCCUUCGUCGAAUUGUUCCGACGCAGAAUAAUCCCGACAUCUCCGAACCAUUAAUCGUCGACGAGAAGACGUCGAAACGAGCGAGCGUUGUUGUCGUGAAAAAGCAGCGGGGAAAGCGGAGUCUCUUUGUUCGGCGCGACCGCUCUGCGCAUAGACUGACAGUGCGCACGGCGCAGCAUUGUUUGUGUUGUGUCGCGCGGUUGGUUCACUUCGGUCGCUUCUCUUCCGUCGAUCCUUUUUCACACAAAGACGGACCGGACUCUCGACAGCGUCGUCCAGCGACCUAAAUCAGUGCGAGGAUUAUUCGUGGAGAGGGACACCUGACUGACAAACGGUGACCGUGUUGCUGAUGAACGACGGUGUCGCUCGAAUCGAGAAGCGAGCGAACGAGAGAGCGACGGAGAGCGAGAGAGCGCGGCGGCGACGGACGCGGUGGCGUAACGCGGUGCGCGAGUGCUUUGUUUUGCCGAGCAGCUGAUCCGACGCGACGGCGAGCUACUGCGAGCUACGCUUAACGGACGGUACGUGCGACACGCGCGUCGACGUUUUAUCAUCGGCGCGCACGACGUCGGGGAAGAGCCCCGGGAAUAAACGCGACCACCACCCUCGACGAGGCGUCCAACCUUCGGCGGAUCAACCUUCCGACGACGUUGAAACGGUCGGGAAUCGUAGCGGUGACGAUUGGCCCCCGUUGUUGGGAAUCGAUUGCCAACGACGACGCUUCGCGUUGCAAGACGGAUUUUCGUCGAGUCUGACGUAGUCCGACGUUCCGUGAGGGUGCCGUGUGAAACUAAAUUGAUAAUUGAUUUAGCGAUCGGACGCUUCGCAGAAGGGAAGGGAAUAGUGAUGGUAAACGUGACGUGAAAGAAUUCCAAUUCUUGAGAAUUCCCCACGGAAAAUUCCUGCUAAACGGAGUGCAAUAAAGUCGAGUGCUCGAAUCUCCGGAGUCGCUGGAAGACGCUCGAUCACGUGAAUCGUGCGUACGUCGGGAGAUUUUGCUGUGUAUCGCAGGGAGAUUAUGACAUAAGGGCAACCGGUGUUACUCGUCGGAUCCCCCACAGGCAGAGGUGAACAGACAGCGGGAGUGAAUUUUUUUUUUUUUUUUUUUCAAGCGGGUGAACGUUCUCGAUUGCGCGAGGAGCGAAAACGUGUUUGGUCCCGAGUUACUUUCCCCACGGUAUCGCGGCGAAGAACAAAGGAAACGACUCCACUGGACUCCACAAGACGACACGAAGACACGCUGGUUGACGAUUUGAGUUUCUUCUUCGACAAUCGGAAACCGAAGAAUCCCCGCCCACUUCGAAGCGAUCGGGCUCUCGCGCGCGAGAGAGAGAUAUCUGGAUGAUACUCUGCAACGCGGCGCGAUUCUCAGUGGCUUUGUCUCAGAAUCGACGGCGAGGAUCGCAUUGAUCGAUGCGGCAUAGUCUUGACGGGGCCGUCCUCGCGAACGAUCGAGAACGUGGGGUACGGCCCCGAUCGAGCUGACUAAGGGAACCGUCCAAACCGAGGGCCAAUCCUGCUGCUAAUAAGGCCCACGGUGGAGGAAGACAUCCGUGACGGGGCUGUUUUAGCAAUUUCUACUCUUGUGUUGCUGUAAGGAGUCUAUCCACGAGACGCAACAUGCUGUACAUCUUCCACGUUGACACCGGCACCACCAUCACCUUCGACAUCAAACUGGCACUGCAAAGUGUCAGUCAGCUGAUGGAGGCGAUCGAGAGGGAAUGCGGUGUGGUAGCGGCGCAUCAGGUGCUGCUUAUGAGCGGAGGCGAAUGCUUGGAACCAAAUGCACGCGUGUGCUCUUACUCGGCUGGAACCGACACAAAUCCGAUUUAUCUGUUCAGCAAGGCCGCCAUUGAAAGCAGCCUCCCGCCCACGCCGAGUAUAGAUUACGGUUCCGAUGUCGACCUGCAGACUCAGAUCGAUGCCUCACUGGCGAUGCCAGCCACUUAUCAGACUCUUUGCGCACGUGCUCAUUUAGCCCAGCAGUGUUGCGGGCUGGCGCGUGAGCAGACGAGGAUCUGCGAGAGGCUGGUUCACGAUCAGCAUCUCCAGCAACAAGGCUGGGCCGCGGUGGUCGCCAAUCUUGAGGACAUCACACAUAUGUUUCAAUCACGAGCCGAGCAGUUCCAGCAAGCCUUCGUCUUGUACCUCGCCGAGAGGCAGCAGCACAUGAAGCUCCUUGAUAACUUCAGCGCUGAUCUCGGCACUCUUGCAAAAAUUCCAAUUUUGCCGGCCUUGAGAGCUCAAGCCGAGGGCUUGUUGAGUCCGGAUGAUCAACCGAGUCAAACUUCCGAAACUGCAUCGGAGGAUAGUGGGGAAGUACUAAGUCUGUUACGAUGGAUCUCUGCGAAAGACAAUCAAAGCAGCCUAGAGCAAGUGGCAGAGCAAUGCUCGCGUGGCCUGGAGCAGUUCGAUGAACGAUUGAUGCAGGCUUUGAAGGCAGAAGUGAACGGGGCUGUCGAUAAUGCUAAUAAGCAAGAUAUGAAGGAGAUUAAGGGCCUAGGCGAGAGGCUGUUUGCUCUGGAACAGUUGAUGGUGCAGACCAAGAGACUUGUCCACGAGCAAGGCGAGCUUGCUCAAGGUUUUCUGCAGAAUCAGAAUCGCGCGAGCAAUUUAGGCGAUGCGAGCGUCCUGCCAGAUCUUUGCAAUUCUCACCGGCGGCAAUUGCUUGUCAUGUUGCAAAAUCACAAUCAGCUGCGCGAUAUCCGCCGCAGAUGCACCAAGGCGAAGGAAGAGUUGUCGGUGAAUAUCUAUCAUCGCUUGAAGUGGAUCAUGUACGUGGAGAAUAAGAUGGUGGAAGUGGGCAACAAGCUAAUCAUAUAUCACGAGAGCCUGAAGCGGUUGCGACGGCAUCUGGAGGUGCUCCAACAGAUCCACUUAGCUCCGCAGAUGUACAUAAGCGCGGUGGUUGAAGUUGUUAGAAGGCGCACCUUCUCGCAAGCUUUUCUCGUAUGGGCAAGCAAUUUGGCGUGCCAACUGUUGACUGUUCAUAGCGAGGAGUUGGCACGUAGGCGAGAGUUUCAGAGCAAAUUUGACGGCCACUUCUUGAACACUCUCUUCCCAGGUCUGGAGGACACACCACCGCCUUUUGCAACGCAAGCACCUUCUGUUUUUGACAACGGGCUACCUAAGCUAACCGCGGACGACAUGGAGUCAUUGCGAUCGCAGCUUCCGGAUUUGGCGCUUACAAUUUCUACGCCAGAUUUGAGCAGCAUAACGCAAUUCUUCUUAUCGAAAAGCUUCACCGAAGGUAGCACCGAUGGUACCAAGGAGAAAGACACCACAUCAGUGAGCACCGAUAUUCCCGCAAAGGAACAAGAACGCACUAGAGCGCCAUUAUUAUCUGAUAGGGGCGAUUUUGAAUCCGAAACUGAUACGGAGGAGUUCGAGAAAAUUGGUCAAGCCGGCGUGGAAGUAACCAAGCCUGGUGUGUUCGACGGGGCGAAACAGAAACGGCAGAAGCAAUUGGAGGAGAAUCUCGGUAAUACGCGUGAGGAAGUGGAAAGGUUGCGUUCUAUCCUGAAGACCAUGAAAACGGUUGUAUGCGAGGAGCUCAGUUCCGUGCGGAAUGAAUUGGCGAUUCUGCGAAAUCAAUCUAACGAGGACAAGAAUGGCAUCGUCGAGAUGACGGAGCGCGUUCGAGUGGCAUUGUCCUUGCACUCGCAAGAGUACGAUCGACGUCUUCAGGAGCGUGAACAGGAAAUGACAAUCGAGCACGAGUACGAGAUCGCGGAUGUUAAGAAGCUAAUGCAGAGUCGUGAGGAAGAGAUCUGCACGCUCAAGCGUAAUCUUCUUGAAAGGGAAACUGAAUUGGCGGAACACGAGCGACUGGUAGCCACGAUGCAUCAAAAAUUGGAAGACGAGCAAAUUGAGAGGAGGAACUUACAUGAUCGUUUACAUCAGCAACUCGAGGACUAUUCGAGGGUACUAGAACAAGCGCGCAUAGAUAAGGAAGAGGCCGUGAAAAAAUUGAAUGACGAGAGAUUUCUCGAGAUCACUUCUUUAACAAAUUCAUUGACACAAUGCCAGAAGCGAAUUCAAGAAUUAGAGGAGAAUCUGGUCACCGCGCGCAACAAUCAGGAGAGAAUGGUAAAAGAGGCAACUGAUAAAUUGCAGAUAGAAUAUAAAACGGAAUUAGAGACUAUUCGGAGCCGCUUCAAACUUAUGACCGCUUCUACCAUGGAAAGGAGUCCUAGCGAUUCUAGUUUAGAGAAGAUCGAACGAACAGAUGUUAUUGAGCUUGUAAAUCAUGAGGCAAUUUUGGCGCAAGCAAGAGAAGAUAUGAAAAUUGAGAAUGCUGUGGCAGUCCGUACUGCUAUUAUAAAGGAAAGGGCCGAUUGUAUGGCAAAAUUGGACAACGAAUUAAGAUUGGCGAAGGAAGUAGUCGAAGAGAAAAAUAGGGAAAUAGAAAUGUACAGAAUGAGAACGGCCGCGCUGAUCGAACAGGGCAAACAUUAUAAGCAUACGAUAGAUCGAUUACUUGGAGAUUUCGAACUGAAAUCGGAGAUACAGCAAACUUUGAUGGAGAAGAUGAAAAAUCUUGAAGCGGACAAGGCGUGUUUGGAGAACAAAGAAACCGCAGACAAAGCAAUGCGAACGGCUUUGGAACAAAACGAUGAUAUCGUGUAUCCUCUAGAAGUUGGAGUAUGCAAAGACUUGAGCUACGAUCGAUUGGAUGCUGGUCAAAUUUUAGAAGACAUUUUCAAGGAAUCCGAAAAGUAUGAGGUUGAGGUCUCAGAAUCGAAGAAAGUACGAUUGGAAGCUGACGAUGAUGAUCUGGCUCGACUAUCGAGACGACUUGAGUCUGUCGAAAAUGACAACAAGAGGCUGUCCUGCGAGCUAAAUUCGAUACGCGCGAGUAAAAUAGCGGCCGAAGCAAAAGUGGAGGCAUUAAUGACGGAUAAAAUUCGUUUGGAGGUUGAGUUGCUGAAAGAGCGUACUAAGAGGACGUUUGGUCUUGAUCCGAUGCCGGAAAAUCGCGACAAAGACAUGAAUGCGUCGGUCGCAGUAGUUUCGGACUCCAAUUCAAGUCGGGACGCGGCCACGAGUCCAGAGCCGACGAGUCGACGAUCAUCUUCCAAAUCAAUGUGCUUCCACUCCUCCCUUCCCUCAUACGUACAUAAGAAGGUCGCAGAAAAAGUGGCAAAGAUGGUGCAACAGGGAAUUGUCACUGUCACUAGUUGUAAUCCAGGUGAUGUGGUACUCGUAGUCUGGGACGCUGUACAUAGCAAUUAUGCGGUGUAUCAGGAAUCUUCGACUUUUUAUUUCCUUCAUUCGGACUGCGUAGGUGCAGUGGAAGGAAUAACUCCGAGUGCUCGGAAGUGCGUUCUCGCUGAAGUGAUCGAUAAGGAGUACUGUCAUGCCAGAAAGCAUGAAAAUCGAUACCACGUCCCACGUGGCACGAAAUUCUAUAGAGUGCACGCUAAGCCACGAGAUGCACGCGCGCUGAUAGACGAGACGGGUUUGAUGUCAAAGAGUCAACUACCGUAAUUUUACGUUCAGACUGUGUCGAGAAUCCCUUGAUUCUUGCCUAGUACAAGCGCUGUGAUCGAGGAUUUGCGUCGGCAGACCGCGUUCGUUAGGGGACCAGCGACCCGGAACGCAAAUCCCGAACUUACGUCUCCGCAACCAUCCGGAAACCUCGGAUCUAGGCCAAAACCUGCCAGAGCCUCUAGACGCAUCCUUGAUACCAAUGAACGCUGGAAAGGGAGUGAUCUAUAGAAAGAGGUAUGCGCAAGUUGGAUAACAUGAAAUGAGACGGAAGGAUGCGCCGGCGUUUUAUUGUGAUAUAAAUAAUUUUUAAACGAGUGAAACAUAUUUGCCGAAUGCUGUGGUUAGCUGUGAAGCGUAACGAUAUUUGUAUUCUUCGACUUUCUUUUUUCAUAAAUGAAAAAAAAAAAACAAAGGAAUGUGAGUGUCAUCGACGAUUCUCUCUUUCGAUAAUUCGAUAGGUUGACUAGUGUGUGUGAGAGAAAGGGAUUGUUUAACUUCAACAUUAGAUGUACAAUGCGGAAAGA
This is a messenger RNA of Acromyrmex echinatior (Panamanian leafcutter ant), 6980 nucleotides long. RefSeq names its product autophagy-related 17 (gene Atg17). Gene Ontology annotation, molecular function: protein kinase binding; molecular adaptor activity. Gene Ontology annotation, cellular component: Atg1/ULK1 kinase complex; phagophore assembly site membrane. The record is from RefSeq and is a predicted model, not a curated record. Gene Ontology annotation, biological process: reticulophagy; positive regulation of protein phosphorylation; ribophagy. Lineage: Eukaryota; Metazoa; Arthropoda; Insecta; Hymenoptera; Formicidae.